AUGAAUCGCUCUCCAUCGUAUGAUGGCCGCUCAGGCUCUCGUGGUAGUCACAGCAACAGCAGCGCAUUCAGUCCUAAUGCCAACCCAAACGAGGACUGGACUAAGAUCUCUGAUCUCGCAGAGCGUCGACGCAUUCAAAACCGUAUUGCCCAGCGCAACUAUCGCAAGAAGUUGAAGCGCCGCCUGGAGGACCUUGAGAGACGAGCUGCAACUUCCGCUUCGCCAGAACAAUCACACGCAGAGCCAGUGUCUCCCAAGCCAUCACCAAAGACACGAACCAAGCAGCGAUCGUCCAAGUCUACAGAUGUCAAGUCUCACUCUCCGUCAGACCGAGCUUCCUCGUACGAAUACUAUUCCCCCGAGGACCGUGGAACCAUGUUCGCCCAGCAAUGCACUCGCCAGCUCUCUGCCUCACCCCCACCAGUUUUCUCCUACCCACCCAUGUCACCAUAUGACACCUACCGACAGUCCGCAUACACUCAGUCCCCCAUCUACCACGCAGCACCGAGCAGCUACAGCGAAAUCGCAUACCAGACCGAAUAUGGCGAGCCCGUUCCCUCUCUGGUCCCCGUGCUCCCAUCGAUGCAAGCCCGCAAACUCGCCUACGACGAAGAUCUGAUCAGUCCCUUCAGCAUGAGCUAUGCAACAAUGGCUGGAAUCGACCUGUGCCAACAGCAAGCCCAGGCUCAUACCCAACAUCAGCCUUCUGCGCUUCCGAUGCCAGCGCUUGCAUAUUACGAGGACCAGCGAGCACCUUCAACGUCACCAGAGGCAUCUAUUUUCACAUUCCCGCUCACGCCGGAAUCUGCCCCAUGCUCACCUCGCUCAAUGCAUGGUCUGUAUGAGUACGAUCUACGGCCGUAA
Penicillium vulpinum is the source of this 864-nucleotide messenger RNA. RefSeq names its product bZIP transcription factor. Bases 1 to 864 code for a protein of 287 amino acids. The transcript has 3 exons. Gene Ontology annotation, biological process: regulation of DNA-templated transcription. Lineage: Eukaryota; Fungi; Ascomycota; Eurotiomycetes; Eurotiales; Aspergillaceae. Gene Ontology annotation, molecular function: DNA-binding transcription factor activity. The record is from RefSeq and is a predicted model, not a curated record.